Messenger RNA from Centruroides sculpturatus (bark scorpion), 2682 nucleotides. RefSeq names its product DNA polymerase III subunit alpha-like. Lineage: Eukaryota; Metazoa; Arthropoda; Arachnida; Scorpiones; Buthidae. Gene Ontology annotation, molecular function: 3'-5' exonuclease activity. Gene Ontology annotation, biological process: DNA replication. The record is from RefSeq and is a predicted model, not a curated record. The transcript has a single exon.
AUGGUCAGUUUUACAUCUCUUCACACCGCAACGGAGUACUCUUUGUUGGAGUCAACGAUUAAAAUUGACAAACUAAUUGACUUUGCUAAGCAAAAAAAACUGUCCGCCCUAGCGAUCACCGACCACAAUGUUUUGCACGGCGUGAGUGAAUUUGUCUAUAAAUGCCAGCAAAACCAAAUAAAACCGGUGGUAGGACUUGAUCUUGACGUAGAAAACUACCGGCUGAUUUUGAUCGCGCAAAAUUACGCGGGCUACUUGGAACUUAUUCGUUUAUCGUCACAAAAAAUGCACGGACAAGCGGUUCAGUUGAGCGACAUUAAGCCAGCUAACCUAUUUGUAAUUGACCACCCGCGCUUAGGCUACUAUCAAGAGCGCCAGGAAAAGUUGACCGUAACUAAUUAUUGGGUCGGCGUAAGCGACCCCGCUAGCUCAGUCAGCGGAGCUGUUUACGUGCCUGAAACGCGCAUUUUGGAGUCCGAAAAAGAGAACGAGGCUUUAGAAAUACUGCGCAGCAUUGAGAACCGCUUUGGGAAAGCGGCGCUCAAUUUUGCACCUUACCAGUUUGAGGCGCCGAGCAAACAUCAGGCGGUCAAAAAGGCGCUCAACCUUGUCAGCCAAAUUAACCUAGAGUUUCCCGCACCUAAAAUUGACCUGCCUUUGUUUGACACCAAAACACCCCAAAAACCGGAGCAAUUUUUGGAAGAACUUGUCCAGCAAAAAAUUGACGCUCUAGGACUUGAUCCAAAAAACAAAGUACUCUACACGAGGCGGGCUGAACACGAACUAGCGAUCAUUGAGCAGCUCGGUUUUGCCAACUAUUUUUUAAUUAUUUACGACCUAGUCGCCUGGGCGAGAAGUCAAGACAUUCUCGUCGGCCCGGGUCGAGGUUCGGCCGCUGGUUCGUUAGUGGCCUAUCUUUUGAUGAUUACCGAAGUGGAUCCGCUUCGGUUUGACUUAGUUUUUGAACGUUUUCUUAAUUUAGAGCGAAACACUCUCCCCGACAUUGACAUUGAUUUUCAAGAUAACCGACGUUUAGAAAUUCUCCGCUAUUUGUUUGAUAAGUACGGUUCUGAGCACGUUGCUUUAAUCACAACUUUCCAACGACUCGGCGCCAAAAUGGCUCUCCGCGACGCGGGCCGAUUUUUAGGUGUCAACGUAGCCUUAGUUGAACAACUAACCCGCCUAGUGCCCAAUAACUUCACGCUUGAGCAAACUUACCGACGCAACAAAGCUUAUAAAAUGAGCGUUGAUCAAAACAAGACGCUCCAAGCGCUCGUCAGCAAAGCCACUUUAAUCGAAGGGUUGCCGCGCCAACUGGGUACCCACGCAGCUGGGGUGGUUUUGAACAGGCGCCCGAUCACUAGUCGCGCGCCGACUUUGAAGGGCUACCAAGAACUUAACCAAAUUCAAUUUUCAAUGGACUACCUUGAGCAGCAGGGACUACUUAAAAUUGACAUUCUCGGUUUGCGCAAUUUAACGGUUUUGCAAGCCGUGCAGCGAGAGGUGCAGAAAAACUACCGCAGAAGAAUUAAUCUGCGUCAAAUCCCUUUCGAUGAUAAAGCGACCAACCAACUUUUAACCGCUGGUGACACAAGCGGUAUUUUUCAAUUAGAGUCAUCUUUCGGCAUGAAAAAAACGCUGGUAAAAGUUCAAGUAUCUUCGCUCAACGAUGUGAUCGCGAUUAUUUCACUUUACCGGCCGGGGCCGAUGGAUAACAUUGAUUUGUACGUGGCUGGCAAAAGAGGGCAUUCAAUCCCAAAACUUGACCCGAGCAUUGAUCCCGUUUUGGCAUCGACUUACGGGAUUAUCGUUUACCAAGAGCAAAUUAUCCAAAUCGCCCAGUUUUUCGCGGGCAUGUCCCCCGGUCGAGCCGACGUUUUGCGCUGAGCGAUUAGCAAGAAAAACUCGCAACUACUCAACUCGGUUAAGCAAGAGUUUUUUGAUGGAGCCCGGAGCAAAGGUCAUUCAAACCAGCUGACUGAGCGCGUUUACCAGUACAUUGAAAAAUUUGCCGAGUACGGUUUUAACAAGUCGCACGCCGUGGCCUACGCGAUGCUGGCCUACCGUUUAGCUUACUUAAAAGCCCGUUUUCCGAUCGAGUUCUACACGGCGAUCAUGAACUCGGCGCUUGAUUCGCCCGUCUUGAUCCGCAACUACAUUCAAGAGGCUAAAAGUAAAAACAUAUUUACCUCUGGACCCGACAUUGUUAAUUCGCUCGAUGUGGUUAGUAACCAAAACAAAAGAUUAGUUCUGCCCCUCACGAUUGUCAAAGGCGUGGGCGAAAAUGCCUACGGUAAAAUCGUCCAAGCCCGCCAAAUAUUGCCGUUCAAAAAUUUGAUAACCACUCUCCAAGCUUGCAAAAUUGUCAAACUGAAUGACGGCCUAAUUAAUUCUUUAGCCAAAGCGAGCGCUUUUCGCGCUUUCUUAGAUACGAGCACUUUAAUCCAUAACUUGAGUAAGUUAGUCCGCUACGCAUCAAUGGUAGUUGUGGACGGAAAAGUUAAGGAGAGUUUGGCCGAACUACCCCAAAUUGAACAAGUGCCGCCCAAUAACUACCAGCAAGCCAAGUGGGAAGUUGAAACGACCAGUCUCCAAGUCAGUAACUAUUUCACCGCUCCCUACGAACAGACAGUCAAAUUGAUUAACUUACCGCUCGAUCAAGCCCACCAAAUUGUGGUCUGA